AUGGCGAAUUUUAUGAGUUAUAAUGAACUCCAUGACUUGGGGUUCUCGGGGCCCAAAUUUACAUGGACUAACAAUAAGAGUGGAAGUAGUAAAAUCUGGGUGCGCUUGGACCGUGUCUUGAUGAACUCGGAGGGGCUGCGGCUGGCUCCGCUGGCUUCUGUCAAGCACCUUAUCUGUGUUGCCUCAGACCACUGUCCGCUUCUGGUGUCGCUGGAUUCUACGGCUCACGGCAGGGGGUCCAAAUGGCUGCGCUUUGAGGACAAUUGGCUGACCUACCCGGUUACUUGGAAAUUGGUAUGGAAGAAUUGGGCUAAGCCAGACUAUGGUAGCCCGGAUGACAUCCUGAAUCGGAAGUGUUUGAGGAUGCUGAGGGCGUUGUUCUAUUGGAGCCGCAAUCGGCUCAAGGAGCUAGGGGAGCUUAAGUACACGCUGGAAGCCCGUAUUGCGUGGCUACAGGAGGCUGAGUGCUCGCCGUCCGGUUUUACGGCGGAACAGGAUGGUGAGCUUCGGCGUAUUGCGGGGGAGCUGAUCGCCACAUUGGCAAGGCUGGCCACGUGGUGGAGGCAACGGGCUAAGACGAGGUGGAUUGAGGAAGGGGAUGCCAAUUCCCACUUCUUUCACUCUAAUGCUUCCGCCCGUCAUCGCAGUAACACUAUUAGGGAAAUCACUGACAGAAACGGGGAGACUAUUAAUGAUCCGAAGCUUAUUCGGGAUGAGUUCUGGAGCUUCUUCCUGUUGAAGUGGAAGGAGAGGUAG
Molecule: messenger RNA, 756 nt
Organism: Dendrobium catenatum
Lineage: Eukaryota; Viridiplantae; Streptophyta; Magnoliopsida; Asparagales; Orchidaceae
Exons: 1
Coding region: 1-756 (251 amino acids)
Source: RefSeq, a predicted model, not a curated record